Nelumbo nucifera (sacred lotus) is the source of this 3647-nucleotide messenger RNA. RefSeq names its product DNA ligase-like protein. Lineage: Eukaryota; Viridiplantae; Streptophyta; Magnoliopsida; Proteales; Nelumbonaceae. The record is from RefSeq and is a predicted model, not a curated record.
UUCCAAAAUCCAGACUUGGAGAUAGUGCGGAUAAACUCAAGUGACUAUUCGGUUAGAAGCUAGAUCUAGUUAAAUCAUGCUAGAUCUAAGCCUACCUUCGUCGAAAACGAUGGCGGUGAGACUUCGAUGGCCAUCCAUCAAACGAAACAGGAGAAAAAUGGAGAUGAUGCCGGAGAUGUGACCGUUGGACUAGAAGAAGGGAGGCGAUGAUGUCUAUGAGAGGGCUCUCGAGAAAUUUUUCCCGCCUUUUUUUCCUUUCUCAGCGGGGUCUCACCAAAUUAGUGUGACCCCGCUUACCGAUUUUUGAGAACUUGCGUCACUGGUGUUUCCUUUCCUUUCCCGGAUUUUCAUUUGAAACAAACACAUGAAAAAAAGAAUAUUUUUCAAUAAUUCUUCAUUUCCCAUCCAUUUCUCGAAAACCAAAUGCACCGUUAAUUUCAUAUUGGGUUUUGGUUAAUGUACCCGUGAUUAGAUUUUUCUAGUUUAUCUUAUUAGUUUGUUUUCAGUCACCUUCGUUCGACUAAAGACUGACCGUCGGUGUGAGCUGAGGUUCGGUUCACUCACCUUCGAUUUGUUGAAAAACGAAAACCAGAAAGACUAUUGUGUUUGAAGGAGAAGUAGAAGAAGAAGAGGAGGAGGAGGCCAGAGAACGUACAACCAGACACUCUCGCAGCCGGCGGCUUUCGAAUGGACGGACGCCGAUGUGUGGGGCAGGGUUCGGUGGAGGAGAAAAAAAAAUGGGAGGGAGGGCUCGAACCGAGAUAUAUUCAGAGGAUAAUUAGCUCAUUUUGUGUCCGGUUCAACCGGUCACUUCGGUUAACGGCCUUGUGAAGCGUUGAUGUUAGCUUCUUUUUGCGCAACCGACGUGGUUGAUUCUCAUUGGUGGAUUCACACGUCCAUGAACCCACGGGUUCACGGAACGCGGACUCGGUGGUUGUCAUUUGUUGUAUCAGAAAGUCAAAACAAUCUCGCGCCUUAUUUCAAAUAUUUGGCGCCAAAUUCACUAUUUUACACAUCACCCGUCUGGUUUUCUCCAUUGCAGGCCUUAAAGAGCUCAAACCAAUCGAGUCUGUACAUAAUUUCUGAGAAGUCUUAUUUUUCAACGGGGGAGAAAAGAUGGAGAGCGACGAUGAUUACCAGAUCUUGUCACAUCCAGCAGAAGCCUCUUCUCCAGUUGAUGGAAGGAAACUGAAGCGGUUGAAGAAAGCUUAUAGGGUUUCAAAUGAGUCCCUCUUUCAUCACACGGAUCAAGGUCAUUCAGCAUCCGUUUUCCUUUCUCCCAAUGAAGAAGAUUCCGAGUCUUCGAAAAUCCCAGAUACCGGGGAAUCGGUGGAUCUAUCGGGGUCUGCUUUGGGAACGGAGAGUUUCGACUUUGAAAAGGAUUCUGAUCCAGGAUUGGAUCCACUGUUUGCCUAUGGAGAUCGAUUGGAACCACUGCCAACACCGGAGGUGGAAGAAGAAUCUCAGCUGAGCUCUUUGGAUGCUACGACUAAUGAAUUUGAUGGAAAAGGAGAAGAUCAAACCAAGGACUCGGGAGAAGCCUCUCAUAGAGAAGAAACUGGAGAAUUGAAUGCGGAGAAAUAUCUUAAUAAACAGCACAACUUAGAAGGUUCGGUUGAGAAGAAAAAUAAGAAGAGGGUUAAGAGUCGUGGAGAUGAAAAUAUUGAAACGUCUGGUUGGACAAAGAGAAGACUAGAGAAGGAAAGGAAGGCUCGCCUUGAACAACUUCACGCUGAAUCUCAGAGACUUUUAAGAGAAACUAGGGAUGCAGCAUUUAAGCCCGUAGUUUCUGUACGGAAGUCAAUAUCUUCAGUUCUGGAGAAGAUCCGAAAAAGGAAGACAGAGGUGUCAAAAAAAGCUGGUAUUUCAAACACUUUUGGUUUCCUCGAUGUCAGCAAUUCUUCUUUGAGAGAGUGUUCAUUGGACACAUAUCCUGAACGUAUCAAGAGUGGGAAUGCAAACCCUGAAAAAACAGGAUCUUCUGUGCAUCUUCUCAGUGUAGAUUAUGGUUUUGAUGGCACUAAUGUGGAUGAAUUUAGUGGUCCUGCUGCUCAACAUGAAAAAUUUAGCUCCAAGUCCAACAUGGACACAAACAUGCAUCACCUGAAUGUGGAUGGUAGUUCAGAUGCCAUUCACGUGAAUGGAUCCAUAAAUGCUUCAGCUCAUUCAGAUCGAGAAAAUGUCUCGUCUAGUAUGGCUCAGGGCAGUGGAUCAAGAGAUGGAUUUCGGUAUCCAGUCGAUGGCACUCAGGACCUUUUCUCUGAAUCCCAAUCUGCUGGGGAGGAUCACCCUGAGAGUCCUGAAGAAGUUCUAGCACCAUCUUUGCUUGCUAUGAACUUAAAGCUUGAUUUUGCUCCACCUGAUGAAGUUUCUGAUGAAGAAGAUGAUGACAAGGAGAACAUUGAUCCUCAUCCGCACAAAUCAAGUCGUGAGGUUUUGUCUCCAAAAGGUGAUCCAGUUAAAGCUUUUGUUGACGAUGAAGCUGAAGAAGAAGAUGAUAGUGAUCAUGAUUUAAUGAGAUUCCAAGAAAAUGAAGAGGAUGAAGAAAAUGAAGGGGUUGAAGAACUACAUGAUCUGAUAGUGACUGGAUACAAGGAAAAUCCAAUAGAUAGUGAAAGGCGUGAUGAGCUUCAUCAGAAGUGGCUUGAACAACAGGAUGCAGCUGCAACAGAUAAUGUUUUGCAGAGGUUAAAGUUUGGUCGGAAACAGAGAGACACAGUUAUGCUUGAAGAUGAAGAGGAAAGAGAGUUUGGUGAGGGUUCCAUAGAUGAGUUUGAAGAUGAUAUGCUUCCAACAAAUAUUACCCGAAUAAAUACAAAAAAAGUGAAGCAGAUGAUUCCUUGGAUGUUUACCGAUAAGGAUGAUGUCUUGUCAUCUGAUGACGAGGAAACAGAGCAGAGGCUAGUUAGACAGCGCUUACUUGAGAAAAAUGAAGAUCAGGGCUCAUUCUUGUCCCCAGCAGAGGAUGAGAGUUCAAGAGAAGUUUUUGGUCUUAUAAAGAAGCUGAAUGUUGCCCCUGAUACAAAGAAAAAGGCAAAGCCAACAUCCUUUUUCAAUAUGCUGGUUACAGGAGGAAACAGUAAUAGUGCUUCUAAGUCAUCUUUUGUGGGCCGAGCACCUAGCAACUCCCUAUCGUCAUCCCAUAGGCACGGAUCAAGUACGGUCAGGUCGUUUAUAUUUGGACGAGAUGAUAGCAAUAGCAGAAGUGGGAUCUCAACAUCAGAAGGUUCUUCAGAUGUGAGUCAGAAGGAAUGCCGUCCUGUGAGGAAUUCAUCGGCUAAGUUUCGUAGCUCUCAAUCCAAAUCUAGUAGCCGAGACACUAGGAUUGCAGCUGCAGCAGAUUCAGGUUCUUCGCUCUUUGAUAUCCUCAAGCGCUCCUCUAUGCAAUCUGAUCCCUGCAGUCACAAUAAUGUUGGGCAAGCUCCAACAUUCUUCACUGCAUUCAAGUCCACGAAGAGGGCAAUAAAGAUGGAAGGAAGAACAUGAUGCAAAAACAAAUAUUUGUUUUUAUAUGUUUUCAUGAGUACGCUCAUUUCUGGAGAAAGUAGACUCGUGAUGUUGUGCAUAGAAGGUUCUUUUAAGUUGUACCUAUAGGAAAUAUUAAGGUAAUUCAAGUUGGGGUCUUGGGGGUUCAAAAUUUAAAGCUA